This is a messenger RNA of Verruconis gallopava, 2463 nucleotides long. RefSeq lists its product as uncharacterized. NCBI's taxonomy places the organism in Eukaryota, Fungi, Ascomycota, Dothideomycetes, Venturiales, Sympoventuriaceae. The record is from RefSeq and is a predicted model, not a curated record. The transcript is spliced from 5 exons. The coding region runs from base 1 to 2463 and encodes 820 amino acids.
AUGGCGCGUAGUCGAAAGACGACUCCCUCUGCGCAAGCGACUGAGCCGCUGUCGACUGCGCCCGCUGGCUAUCCGACAAGAUCGCGCGUCGAAGCUGGGGACCAAACAAAUCCCCCACCGGGAACACAACGCGUAACAACACGACGUUCAGCACGCGCAAAAAGCGUUGAAAGUAAUGAAAGCUCUGAAAGUCGCUCGUCAAAAAUUCUACAACGCGAAGAUGCGCCACAAUCGAUUUCUCAAAUUGACCUUACAACAGUGGAGGAGGAAUCUGAUAAUGAAGACGAGGAUCUAGAUAUUCCUCCGCCUGAUGAGGUAGCAGACCUCGGUGCGACAGCAGGAGAUGAAGAUGAUGACGUUGUCGGCGAACGUUCCCUACAUUCCAUGUCAGGCACAACUGCUCAGGAUCAGCUGUCGGAGGACGAAGAUGAAAAUUUGAACCCCCAUUUGCUGUUGGCGCACAGCCCAGCUGUCUAUCGCGCAGCUAUCGAUCUGAUCAAACGUUUUGAUCAGCACAAACCUAUCCUUCUCCAGAUAUUAAAAGGCAUUGAUCGAGCGGAUUCAUCAACGGCGAUUAGUUUCCGGAAAGAUGUUGAAGCUCUUCAGGACGCCGUGGAACAACUUGGUGAGGCAUUCGGUCAUAGGCUUAGCUUGUUCAGCCCGGACCACGUCAUGGAAAGAUUGUUCAAACAAUCGUUGCCUCAUAUGACAUCUGAAUGCUGGCGACUUACAGAGUUGAUUCAAUUGCUCAAUCUCGCCGUCAUUUCCAAAGAAUUGGCAGGCACACCGAUAGAGACAGAGGUUCUGGCCGAGAACCUUCGCCAGUUAGACGCCCAGUUCCCUUUCCCUUUUAUCAAAGACCUCAACAUGUCAGAAGAUAGCCCUCACGUUGUUGGUAAUAGCUAUUUGCAAACAGAAACUUUUGAGGUAGCUCUUGCGAUUCGUUUACAGGUCACAGUGAUGGAAAUUCAGCUCAAGUUUGAGGCGGAUGGUUUUAAUGCGACCGAGUUUAUCCAAGAGAUGUUCUACGCAGUCCCUGGAAGUCAUGAUAACUUACGUGCAUGGGAUGUGAACGGAUUGGGUAGUGGAGAAUUGGGAUUAUUACCCGAGUUCGAGAAAAAGAUCCGUCGGCGGAUCAAGCGAUUACUCAACGCACUGGAGGAAGAUGCUCAUGAAAUUGCCGAUGGCUCUGAUGAAGGCUUGCAAAUUCUCACGAGGAACUUCCCUUGGACCGAGUUCAGAGCCGCCGUGCUUAGAUGGGCGAAGCUGCGUAUGGAAGAAAUUACUUCAUCAAUUGACGGCGCUGGUGGGAUCGAAAAGCUCAUGGACGAUAUUCGAACUGAGCUGUCCAAAGACAACACAUUCGAUGCCAAUGCUUCAGUGCCGUCCAGGCGCAGCCCAGUGAAACAAAAGGCCAAGAUCAGUACGAGCGAGGCACCUCGGUCAUCACAGUCUUUGAGCUCACCAUCGAAGCUUCAAGCCGAAAUUGGUGAGCCUAACGCUCAUGGCCACGCGCAAGAUGUUGAGGCGUAUAUCGAUGAGGAAAGUAGCGAAAAAGCGCCAGCAGUUGAUGCAGAGCUAGCCGAUGUGUUGAACAAGUUCACCGAGAGUCAGAAACAGCGCAAAGAAAACAUUCGGCAAACGCCUACUUCUAGCGCCAAUCCUGCACGUAGACGACAAUUUGUUGACGAGCAGGAUGAUGCAGAGCGCAUUUCACAAUUUGAAGACGGGACACAGCCAGCUUUGGACCAGCGUCCCAAUCAAAGCAAGGCAAUAUCAAGUCAGCCGACUUGGAAACGUAGGCAUGCCUCGUCCGAUGACGAUGUUUCGGAAGACGAAGGCUUACAGUUUGAUACGCGAGAAAUUGACAUGUCACAACGCCGUCGAGCUGCACCACGUCUUAGUCAAAGUCCCAAGCGCGUUCGCAUCACAGUUCCUGACUCUGAUGUGAGAGACGAACGCGUUCGUGAAUAUGAAGAGCAAAAGGCCAUUAUGACGUCGCAAACACGUCACGCUAUGCAAUCACGGCCGCGAACCCAGUUAGGACGAACCAGAUGGAAUGCGGCAUCAGAAAUGAGGCUUGAAGAGCUCAUUGCCGAACAUGGGAUCAGCUGGGCCUACCUCAAGAGCCUUGAUCAAGAAGGUGAUAAUCUGUUUGAUGGACGUGAUCAAGUAGCUCUCAAAGACAAGGCUAGGAACAUGAAGAUACAGUUUCUUCUAAACGGUUUAAACCCUCUCCCCCGCAAUUGGGAGCUUGUUCCAUUGGAUAAAAAGGCCGUGGCUCGACUGUUACUCGGUAACGUUGAUAUCGAACGCCUGUUGGCAGCUGGUGUCGGCCUGAAGCAGCUGUGCGAAGCUGGUGCGAACGUCCAAGACCUCGCAGAUGCCGGUGUCACUAAGGAGCAGCUGCAGAAUACUGGUAUUUCACAGGCACUGCUUGACAACAUCACGUUUCCAGGAUAA